GGUAGGUGCUGUGGCCCGAGUCCUUCACUCUGCCUUCGCUGAGGUCAGUUGGAGGGGCCGGGUAAACCACCGGGAACCGCUGUGGAGGAAACUUUCAAAUUUCCAGCAGAGUGGUGAUGUGGAUAAGGGAGUUGCCAAGUCAUGGAUAGACCGCCACAAUGACACAUGAGACCCUCGCCAACUCCCAGCUGUCUGUCAAGGCUGCUGCCCUGCGCAUGGUUAACCUACCCCUGUCCGUCUACGGCUCCCUGGCACAGGUGAGUGUCAGCACAGGCACCAAGAAGCUGGUGGCCGCCACUGCCUUUGGGGCCGUCUCGCUCCUCCUCCUCGCACGGCGCUUCCAGAGGAGGAAGGGCAGAAAGAAGGUUCACUCGCCUCAGUGGGAGCAGGCUGGCUUUGAGUUCUUCUCCCCAGCAGGGAACGAUAACACCAGUCAAAACAUCACUCUCUCUCUCAACUCCAAGAAUGGCUACUCCUCUGGUCUGGUCCUCACUACAGCAGACUACAGGAAGCUGUCCGGGUCGCUGCUGAGCUUGGCCUCGGUAAAAAGCAUGAACUCAUCGAGCAGCAGCACCUGCGCGAAUGAGUCCAUCUGUUGGGACAGAGUGGGGGACGCUGACAUCUGCAGUGUGGUCAACUUACCAGUCACCACGCCUGAAAACCUGUACCUCAUGGGUAUGGAUUUGUUUGAAGAGGCUCUUCGGCGGUGGGAGGAAGCGCUGACAUUCAGGAGCAGGCAGGCUGAGGACGACGCGAGUUGUGCCUCCGUCAAAACGGGAGCUGGAGACGCCAUCGCCGAGCAGAGCAAGGAGGACGCCAUCAGCGCAGAGUUCAUCCACCGGCUCAAGUCUCUGCUGCAGAGGGCUUACCGCCUCCAGGAGGAGUUUGAGGGAGUGUUGGGCAUGUCGGAGCCCUCGUCCAACAGCAACAGCCAGGAUAAAAUGGCAGACAUUUUGUCCAGAGAGGAGCUGGACGACGUCUGUCUGAGAGACAGCAUCAGCAUCGCCUCCACUGACUCUUUCGUUUCUGCUGCAGAGCUGUCAGAACACAGAGAGCUGAGGAGUGUCUUCGCCCUGGGUCACCACUUGUUCUACGAGGAGGCGCUUCAGAUGGCCGAGGACGGCAAGAUUUCCUGCAGAGUGCUGCGGACUGAGAUGCUGGAGUGUCUUGGGGACUUGGAUUUCCUGGCUAAGUUGCACUGUGUCCGGCAGGCAUGUCAGCUCAUUCUGUGCGAGAGGGCGACCAGGAUGUUUCUGGCCGAAACAGGAAAGAAAAUACUGUCUUCCAUUAUUGUUAAAGCGCAGAAGAGCCCAAAGAGAUUCGAGGAGGUGUUCGAAGAGAUGAUUUCCUUCUUAGAGCACACAGAGCACUGGGAAAACACAGAGGUGGAGCUGGCCACACGAGGAGUGAAGCACUUGAACUUCUAUGAUAUAGUGCUGGACUUCAUCCUGAUGGAUUCAUUUGAGGACCUGGAGAAUCCACCAAUCUCCAUCCAGAACGUGAUCAACAACCGCUGGCUCAACAGCUCCUUCAAGGAAACGGCGGUGGCAUCAAGCUGUUGGUCAGUGCUGAAGCAGAAGAGACAACACAUGAAGGUUUCUGACGGGUUCAUCGCUCAUUUCUACACUGUGUGUGAACAGAUCAGCCCGGUCCUGGCCUGGGGCUUCCUGGGGCCCAAGAGCUCCCUGCACGACUUCUGCUGCUUCUUCAAGGACCAGGUGCUGUACUUCCUGAAGGACAUUUUUGACCUGGACAAAGUGCGCUACACAUCAGUGGAGAGUCUGGCCGAGGACAUGCUCCACCUGCUGCACCGCCGCUCCGAGCUGCUGCUUGCCUACCUGGGAGCCGACUCGCUGCGGCACAUCAACGGCUGCAGUUCCCCGCGGGUGCAGCUGGUGUCCAGCACCCUGCUGGAGGCAGGAGUGCAAUGAGAGACGAGAAGGAAUCUCCAUAUGAUAACCUCAGCAUUUAUUCUAGCGUAAGUUCACACCAACCAUUGGACCAAAGAAAGAAACUAUGUGUAGGUGUGAAGGCAUCUUUUAUCUGUGGUGCAACCUAUUGGGGGAGGGGGGGGUCAGAGCCAGAAGCUUCAGUCUUGCGACUUCACCCUCUGACAUGACUUAAUUUGCACCCAUUUGGUUAAACUCAACACUCACUGAAGAAUUUUAACGUAAAACACUAUUUCACCAAGGUCUGAAAUCCACUCCUCACAUCUCCCAUCAUGCCGUGUGCUCCCAUUGCUCUGUGUCUGAGGAUCCAGAUAGACUGAGCCAGCUGUCUGCCUUCACACAUGAUCAUUAUCUCCGGUGUGGCCUCCUCCUCUCCCCAGCCCCUUUUCACUGUGCCAUGGCAGUGUACGUUAGUUUUAAAAUAUCAGAGCAAUAAUAUUUAUAACUGAACCUUGCUGUGAGCCUGGCACCGACUCUCUUGCAGUAGAUAUCACUCUGUGUAAAUUGAGACAUAUUUAUUGCCAGUAAGAGCAAUUCGUGUGGAAAAAAGAGGAAGAUAUUUUACCAUAUUUAUUUUAUCAUACAGCUAAAUGAUGCAGGAUUUAUUUUUUAGAAGUCGUAGUUGUGCCUGUUCGCAUCAGUGGUUUUGUGAUCAGCUUCAAACAGACAGUAGUUUGAAAACCAGUGCUGUAAACUUUUAAACUUCAUCAGAUUUGCUAGAUGUAAUUUCCACAUCCUACUGAACAUGUGCAAUGCAAAACCAUUAAAUGUACUUUGUGUGUUUGUUAAAAGCACAUGUGAACAAAGGGACUCAAUUUGAGAAAUGUAGAAUAAAAUGUUUUGACUGGAGUCAUAAACAGAAGAAAUGGGUCAGGCUGAGCGCUGUCGUUAAAUUAAGUUACUUCAAAAGGGAAAGAUGUUUUUUUUUUUUGUUUUUUGGCACCAGGACUCGUAAACCUUUAUGCAAUAUUAAAUUAAUCCCAGCACAUUCAGUCCACUAGGACCAUGAUCCCAUCAGCUACAGGACAUAAAAGAUUAUACUUCACUGUUUCAUAACCCUCCAGCUGUUUCACAACUUGUGCCCCUCUGUUUCAUGACGGGCGAACACACAAGAAGCCUUACUGUCACUGCACAUAUUCAAGCCUUGUCUUCAUCACUGAAUGUCAGUCUGAAAAAGUCUUUUUGUUUUUCAUGACCUGUGAGGUUUGAAAUGUACUAAUAUAUUAUUAUUAAUGUCUGCUCUGCUAAUCAGUCACUGCCAUGUACAGGACAUGCACCACAUGAAAGCUUUGAGCAGUGGCGUUACUGCAGGACUAAAUGUGUAUUGACAAUACGAGAAGAGUUGAUUCCAAAAUGCUGCACAUUGGAGCAACGGUGUGAAACAUUUCAGGGCUGAUGGACGACCCUGAAGUGAUUCAUACUGUCAUCAGCUCUUUUUGCGGGAUAGACACUUGGAAUAAUGUGAAUCUGUCUUAAAACAACACUCACACCUACAGUAAAUGUACGUUGACAAAAUCAUUAGUCCUGCUCAUAAACAAAUCCAAUCCUAUUGGGAGGAAAUCCACAGUCCUCUUGUGUAAACAAGCUUCCAAAGUAAUCUGAGUUUGACAAUUCAAAGAGUUAUCUUCCAAAGUUGGACUGAUAUGAAAAGAUUCAAAAUAUUUAUCAGCAACUGGCCAAAAUUCCCAGGUUUCAGCUUCUCAUGAGACUAUUUUCUUGUUUUCUUUUAUGAUGGUAACUGAAUAUCUUUGGGUUUUGUACUACUACACAUUUUAGACUCUAGUAACUUUGGGUGGGGAUGUUUUGAUAUUUGUUGAGUCUAUAUACCAAAUGAUUGAGAAAAUAAUCUAUAAAUCAAUCUAUAAUACAGGUCAUUAGUUAAAGAUCCAGUUUCCUCCCUGAGUUAUAACUGGUUUGGUCAGGUUGUGAUAAUUUGGUUGGUUUCCAUUUAAGAAAAUCAGUCUAAAUCUAAAUUGAUGUGCAAUAACUGACAAACGAUGACAAUCGAAAUUUCCCGUUCAAAUUAUUCAUAGCGCUGUGAUUAAAGUAGGCUUUCUGCAGGGAUCACCAGGUUUAAGAGCUUUUAAUACAUGAACAACUAAGUAUAAUGGAAAAACACUUUUCAAUUGGACAAUUUGGUCUAGAUUUAUUUCACUUGAGUAUUUCCCAGCAGGAUAUAAGUGUCUAAUGAUAUAAUUCAUUUGUGAUCAGAUGAGCAGUGAUUCUGAUCAGUCAUUUUUGGCCACAUAAUAGUAAAGCAAAUGGGAUGUCCUGAAAGAAUUUUAAUUGGUUAUUUAUUUUAUGAUUGAUUCAAAUUGGACUCAGCUUUGGAAGAGCCUCAGUUUAUUUGUGGAUUUUGUCACAUUUAAUAGGAAUCUUAUAAGGAAUGGAUCCGUUCAGGGCCAGGAUGAACAGGAACAAUAAACAGUGUCAGUCAGUGUGAGUGGCUGUAAGACUUGUGAAACUAUCCUUAAAAGGUUUCUCAUUUUGUCAACAGACAGGGAAUAAAGUUUAAGAUUUGUGAGUUCACCUUGUUUUUGUGUAUAAAUUAAGCAAAUAAAAAGACUUUAAUGUG
Messenger RNA from Seriola aureovittata, 4524 nucleotides. It is a transcript of the gene miga1, whose product is annotated as mitoguardin 1. Lineage: Eukaryota; Metazoa; Chordata; Actinopteri; Carangiformes; Carangidae. Gene Ontology annotation, biological process: mitochondrial fusion. The transcript has 16 exons. The record is from RefSeq and is a predicted model, not a curated record. Bases 159 to 1931 code for a protein of 590 amino acids.